CAGAUGUUUCAGACACAUUUCAGCCUCUGCUCUGGGGAUUUAUCCUGAGCAGCCCCUAACAGGCUAUUCCUUCUCUACAACUGAGAUAUGAUCAUCUUAAUUUACUUAUUUGUCUUGCUGUGGGAAGAGGCUCACGGAUGGGGAUUCAAGAAUGGAAUUUUUCAUAACUCCAUAUGGCUUGAACAAGCAGCAGGCGUGUACCACAGAGAAGCGCGGUCUGGCAAGUACAAGCUCACCUAUGCAGAAGCGAAGGCGGUGUGUGAAUAUGAAGGUGGCCGUCUUGCCACCUACAAGCAGUUAGAGGCAGCCAGAAAAAUUGGAUUUCACAUCUGUGCUGCUGGGUGGAUGGCCAAGGGCAGAGUUGGAUACCCCAUUGUGAAGCCAGGGCCCAACUGUGGAUUUGGAAAAACUGGUAUUAUUGAUUACGGAGUCCGUCUGAACAGAAGUGAAAGAUGGGAUGCUUAUUGCUACAACCCACAUGCAAAGGAGUGUGGUGGUGUCUUCACAGAUCCAAAGCAAAUUUUUAAAACUCCAGGCUUCCCAAAUGAGUAUGAUGAUAACCAAAUCUGCUACUGGCACAUUAGACUGAAGUAUGGUCAGCGUAUUCACCUGAGUUUUUUGGACUUUGACCUUGAAGAUGAUCCAGCUUGCUUGGCUGACUAUGUUGAAAUAUAUGACAGUUACGAUGAUGUCCAUGGCUUUGUGGGAAGAUACUGUGGAGAUGAGCUUCCAGAAGACAUUAUUAGUACAGGAAAUGUCAUGACCCUGAAGUUUCUAAGUGAUGCUUCAGUGACAGCAGGAGGUUUCCAAAUCAAAUAUGUUGCAGUGGAUCCUCUAUCCAAAUCCAGUCAAGGAAAGAAUACAAGUACUACUUCUCCUGGAAAUAAAAACUUUUUAGCUGGAAGAUUUAGCCAUUUAUAAAGCAAAGAAAGACAUUCCGCAUUUAUGUUUCUAUCUUUUGGAGCCCCUUUGAUCUCACUUUUAUAUUAUUAUUAACAUUUAUUUAUUAUUUUUCUAAAUGUGAAAGCAAUACCUGAUAAUUUGGGGAAAAUUGGAAAAUACAGAAAACUUUAAAUGAGAGAAUAAAAUCUCCCAUAAUCCCAUUGCAUAAAAAUAACAAGCACUAACAUUCAUAUAUUUUUCUUUUAGUCAUUUUUUGAUGUGUGGUAUAUGUAUAUAUGUAUCUAUAUGUAUUUGUAUUUCAAAUUUUGGAAUGCUGCUUACAUACAAUUUGAUAUCUUGGAUUUUUUACCAUUGAACUUUACGGUGUACACGCUUUCCCCUAUCAUUGAGUAUUCUGCAAAAACAUGAUUUCAUUUACAGUAUUCUGUAAACUGCCCAUGCUAUGAUUGUUCCAUACUUUAUGUAAGCCUGUCUUUAUUGUGGGAAUUAUAGGUAGUUUUCAUAAAUAUUGUUUCAAUAAACAUCC
This is a messenger RNA of Mesoplodon densirostris (Blainville's beaked whale), 1429 nucleotides long. It is a transcript of the gene TNFAIP6, whose product is annotated as TNF alpha induced protein 6. Gene Ontology annotation, biological process: negative regulation of inflammatory response; cell adhesion. Lineage: Eukaryota; Metazoa; Chordata; Mammalia; Artiodactyla; Ziphiidae. The coding region runs from base 88 to 921 and encodes 277 amino acids. The transcript is spliced from 6 exons. The record is from RefSeq and is a predicted model, not a curated record. Gene Ontology annotation, molecular function: hyaluronic acid binding.